Messenger RNA from Blumeria graminis f. sp. triticale, 2250 nucleotides. NCBI's taxonomy places the organism in Eukaryota, Fungi, Ascomycota, Leotiomycetes, Helotiales, Erysiphaceae. The record is from the annotation of a GenBank genome assembly.
AUGACACUUCGGAAUUCCCGCACCACCUUGAGCCAGGGCCUGGACCGUGAGGUAUAUCAAAUUGUUCGAAAGAUAUUGGACGACGAAGAUGAAUGUAAAAAAGGGAACAAGCGCAUGACUGUCUCGACUCUCUAUGAUUGGAUAAAGAGGUCCAAUUCAAGCUUAAAACGUCAGAGGGUUCUCCAGGUUCUCAAGGAAGAACAGGAGCUAAGUGACAGCGCAGAAGAAGAAACUGCUAGGCUCGAAGAUUCGAUUCCUAUUUUAAAGGAACAUAAUAUUAUGAACAGGAGCAUUACAAAAAUGUGGGCUCAAACUACUACCCCCAAUGUCGUCAACGAAAAUUCAUCAUCUUUAAAUGAACCUCAAGGUCACAACAUGUCCUAUCCGCCUGAUAGGCAAAAGGAAACGCCCAUUAAGAUUGAUCGUCUAUCCAAUGGUGAAUCUAGGGCUAAACGUCGGAAAGGGGAGCCAAAAAAAGAAAUAAAUCGAUCUCCACCUUCAGAUAUUUCUCUGGAUAACCUUGGGGGCGUUGAAAAUGUUAUUGAGGAACUCAAUGAACUAGUAGCCAUGCCUAUGUUGUAUCCCGAGACCUACAUAAAAGCAGGUAUUCAACCUCCACGCGGCGUACUUCUUCACGGACCCCCCGGAUGUGGAAAGACGAUGAUUGUAAACGCGUUCGCGUCCGAGAUAGGGGUUUCUUUCAUUCCUCUAUCUGCACCCUCUCUAGUCGCUGGCAUGUCUGGAGAAUCAGAAAAAAAGAUCAGAGAUUUUUUCGAUGAAGCAAUUAAGGUGGCACCAUGCUUGAUAUUCAUUGAUGAGAUAGAUGUAAUAAUGGGAAAGAGAGAAAGCGCCCAAAGAGAAAUGGAAAAGAGAAUAGUUGCCCAAAUGCUAACAUGUAUGGAUGAAAUAUCUUUAGAGAAGACUGGGGGAAAACCAGUUAUCGUGAUGGCAGCCACCAAUCGCCCUGACAGCCUUGAUCCUGCCCUUCGGAGAGCAGGUCGUUUCAAUAAGGAAAUAAAUUUGGGUGUGCCGGAUGAGCGGGCGAGAGAAAAAAUUAUUCGGGCCUUAACACGAAAAUUAAAGUUAUCUGAGGAUUUUAAUUAUCAAGCUCUUGCUAAGCUUACACCAGGUUUUGUCGGGGCUGAUUUAAACGAUGUUGUCUCUGUUGCUGGUACUGAAGCAAUGAAAAGAAUGAUGAUUGCCCUCAAGCAAAAGACUGUAGACGAGAUGGAUAUCGAUAAUUCGGAUACCGCAUCUAUCUCUGCUCCUCUCCGCAUCCUUAGAUCUUUAAUAGCUCAUUCUGGUGAUCUUUCACUUAAUGGUGACUUUUCAGUGACUUACGACGAUUUCAUUCUAGCUACCUCAAAGGUUCAACCAUCAGCCAAAAGGGAGGGGUUUGCUACCAUCCCGGAUACAACGUGGUCACACAUCGGAGCCCUCCACUCGGUUCGGGAACAACUCGAGAUGGCAAUAGUGGAGCCGAUUAAGCGACCCGAGAUGUUCGCUCGUGUCGGCAUAACGGCUCCCGCCGGUGUCCUGCUUUGGGGUCCCCCUGGUUGCGGAAAGACCUUACUCGCAAAAGCUGUGGCCAAUGAAUCUAAGGCAAACUUCAUCUCCAUCAAGGGACCAGAAUUACUGAACAAAUAUGUAGGUGAAUCUGAGAGAGCAGUGCGACAGGUUUUCGAAAGGGCGAGGUCCAGUGUGCCUUGUGUCCUCUUCUUUGAUGAAUUGGAUGCAUUGGUUCCCAGGCGCGAGGAUUCACUUUCCGAAUCAAGCAGUAAAGUUGUCAAUACUCUCCUGACAGAGCUUGACGGAUUGUCGAAUCGCACGGGCAUCUACGUGGUCGCAGCAACAAAUCGUCCAGACAUGAUAGAUCCUGCUAUGCUUCGCCCUGGACGUCUUGGAACAUCCGUCUUUGUUGAUCUUCCAACUCCGGAUGAACGCGUAGAAAUCUUAAAGGCGCUCUACCAAAAAGCGCUACCGAUGGCACACGAAGAUGAAGUUCACGCUCUCGAGAGUGUGGCACGCGAUGAGCGAUGCACGGGCUACAGUGGCGCCGAUCUCGCAAGCUUACAUCAAACAGCGGCGGUUGCUGCGCUCAAGAAAAUGAUGACACGUCAAGAGGGACUUUGCGACGAAGAGACUGAAGUGCGAAUCGCGGGGGCAGAUUGGGAAUGUGCAUUGUGUACGGUUAAAGCCAGUGUUAAGGAUUCAGGAAAGUACCGUCGCCUCAAGGCGAGGGGCAUGUAG